Molecule: messenger RNA, 1461 nt
Organism: Laetiporus sulphureus 93-53
Lineage: Eukaryota; Fungi; Basidiomycota; Agaricomycetes; Polyporales; Laetiporaceae
Exons: 5
Coding region: 1-1461 (486 amino acids)
Source: RefSeq, a predicted model, not a curated record
AUGGUCAACAUUGAGGAAAAGAUACUACAGUGUCUGCUGGAGCAUGAAAUCAACAAGGAUACAGGCUAUGUGUGUAAACAUUGCAGCCUUGCUGGACAUCCUGCACUUUUCAGAUGCAGAGAUUGCUGGAACUCUGAUGUUCUAUGUCAAACAUGUCUUAUAAAGGAGCACAAGGCCAAUCCUUUUCACUUUGCAGAGAAAUGGACUGGAUCUUACUUCAAGCGUGUCAAUCUCAGUGACUUGGGUCUAGUCAUCCACUUGGGUCAUGGAAGAUCUCCUUGUCCAAAUGCUAGUGUUGAAGACAAGCAAAAGCUCAAGAUUGUUGACAGAAAUGGUAUUCAAACUGGUUUUAUUCUUUAUUGCAGCUGUCCUGGUCAUCAGCCUAAAUGCUUGCAACUGCUUGAACAUCAACUAUUUCCUGCUUCUGCUGAACAGCCUCAUACAGCAUUUACUUUUCAAGUGCUUAAACACUUUCAUGCUGAGACUACAUGCUCUCGAACUACUGCAUAUGACUAUAUCAAACAGUUGCAAAAGCUAACUGAUGGUAUAGCUCCACAAAAUGUAACUAAUGUGUACCGAGAGUUUUUGAGGACAGCAAGACUAUGGAGGCAUCUGAUGACUAAGAAAAGACUUGGCAUCACCCAUGGCAUUUGGACCUUGUUACCUAAGUCAUAUCAGGACCUUGUAUGUAUUCUAUGUCCAGCAUGUCCACAUCCAGGAAUCAACAUAUCAGCUCAUGAACAAACUGACUACAGAAGUGCACUAUUCAUAUCAAUUGAUGGCAACUUUGGACUGAAGCACAAGAAGUCUGCAAGCAAUUCUGAUGAUCCUGCAUUAUCCGAUGGCACUGCAUAUUUUCCAUUCAAUGCAGAAUAUCUUAAAUAUCUCAAGGCAGUUAAGAAUGAUGAAGAGGUGUCCACAUGCAAUUGCUCUAAAAUCAUUGAAAGCAUGUUUCAAAACAAGCCUCACUAUGAUGUGACAGGUAUUAUUGCAAUUGUUUGCUCAAGACAUGGCUUCUUCUGGCCACAUGGAACAGUUGAUCUUCAGAAAGGUGAAAGAUUUUGCAAUGCUGACUAUGCACUUGCUGGAGUGCUUCAGAUUGCUUGUGAUGUGAAGCGUAUCUUUGCAUCAUAUGAUAUUGCAUGCGGAUUCUGCAAGAAGAUUCGCUUACGAUUUGAAGAAUAUUUUCCUGAUCUUCUCCAUAUUCUGGAUCGAAUUACCUUUCUGAUUCCUAAAAUGCAUCUGCUGGGUCAUCAAGAGCUUUGCAGACAACUGUUUUCCUUCAACCUGACAGAAGGAGCAGGACGAACUGAUGGAGAAGUUAUUGAGCGUGUAUGGGCUCAAUAUAAUGAGCUCAUUCGAAGCACACGUGAAAUGACAUAUGGACACAGACAUGAUGUGAUGAAUGACCAUCAUUCAUCUCUUAACUUUGAAAAAAUGAUAAAUCUUGGUAGGUCUUAA